Molecule: messenger RNA, 1419 nt
Organism: Fusarium tjaetaba
Lineage: Eukaryota; Fungi; Ascomycota; Sordariomycetes; Hypocreales; Nectriaceae
Exons: 4
Coding region: 1-1419 (472 amino acids)
Biological process (GO): regulation of DNA-templated transcription
Molecular function (GO): zinc ion binding; DNA-binding transcription factor activity, RNA polymerase II-specific
Source: RefSeq, a predicted model, not a curated record
AUGGCCGGCGUUCCUAAAGCUCAAGGCUGCGACGCAUGUCGGAAACAAAAGAAAAAGUGCGAUCAGGCUAAACCAGCCUGUGCACGCUGCACACGUCUCAAGCUCAAAUGCACAGGAAUAGGCGUAAAGCGCUUCGUCUUCAAGUCCGAAAACACACAAGCAGCCAAGAAACACACCAAAACAGUAGCCGCACCCUCCUCGGCGCUGAGUAAUGAAAAGACCCGAGUAGCGGGUAAAUUGGUGCAUAUUCUUGAGUUCGAUAACCCAGGCUAUGACAUCUCAACGUAUGGGUGGUUCGUCAAAGAUUUACCCCGGCAAGUUGGGUCGAGUAAACCGCUUGAUGCGGCUAUUACAGCGUUUGUGACGGGUUUUGGACCGUUGAAGGAUAGGAGUGUUUCAAAGGUUGAUGCGUUGGAUAAGUACGUUUUUGCGUUGAGGACGUUGAGGGAGGCGAUGAGGGAUCCGGAGCGGGCGUUUUCGGCGGAUAAUAUGUAUUCGAUAUACUUGAUAUCUAUCUGCCAGGAAUGGCUUGGGAGUGGCGGUGCUGGCAUUGGUGUUGGGAGUGUCAACUCGAAGCACCAUGAAGUCCUCGCGUACUUGCUUCAGAACGCUAUCCAAAAGUCCCAAUUUAAUCCCUCCGACAAGCCGUUCAUGCAAACCAUAUUCUCCAUUGUGGUUCUCGAGAGUUUCAGCAAUCCCAACAUCCAACUCGGCCCCUGGUUCUGGCAAGCUCUCUCUGUCCUAAGCGAUGCAGCACGUCCUCUCAAAUCAGGAGACGGCACAUCCUUCGCAAGCCUCAAUAUCGGAACAAUGGGUGAAAUAUCCUGCUUCAUCCGCGAUCCAGAUCGAUACCUCUACCAGAUCCAGUGCACAUACGCUCUUAUCCAGACAGAGCACCCUAGACUUGUCAAAGCAGCUGAAGAAGCAGUCACUAAAGCCAAAGCAUCAGGCUCAACGUCUCUCCAGAGAAGAAUGGGGAUCCGUUUUCAUGCUGCGAUCGCAGCCAUGCUAACGAUGGCUACUAUUCUGAAUCGCAUCCUGCGGUCCUAUGAUGGCGACCCUGUUCUUGUUUUGGAUGCCAGGGGCUAUGUUGAUGAGAGCAUUGGACUUGGAAGAGCUGCUAGCUUUAAUCGACCGAUUGCUGCCUCUGCUGUGGCUUCGCCUCUUGCGCUGUCAUUAGCUGCGCUGGGUGAUUAUAGACGCGAGGAAGUUGAAAAGUUGCUGGUGGAGUAUCAAAGUGAUUUCCCAGGUUUGAAUUACUUUUCUGAUGUCAAAAUGAUCAGGAGGGGUUUUGAUGAUAUUGAUAAGAAUAAUCAGAGGAAAGUGAGGUUACUGAUAUCAAGUGAAGAAGAUUUUGAUAGUAGUUCGGGUGGCAAUGACACAGAUACCGAGAUAGGACCGGGGUGUACAAUACUGUAG